This is a messenger RNA of Lagopus leucura (white-tailed ptarmigan), 1812 nucleotides long. RefSeq names its product parkin coregulated like (gene PACRGL). The transcript has 10 exons. Bases 1 to 990 code for a protein of 329 amino acids. The record is from RefSeq and is a predicted model, not a curated record. Lineage: Eukaryota; Metazoa; Chordata; Aves; Galliformes; Phasianidae.
AUGCCUCAGCCGCACACCCUGCCCUCCGCUCCAGCCGGAGGAGGACCCGGCGCACGCCCUUCCACCGCGCAUGCUCCGCCCGCCCCGGGCUCGGCCUGCCGAGGAAUGUUGGGCUCCCGGCGCCCCGUAGUUUCCCCGGCAACCGGCAGGAAGCGUGGCCGCGCGUGGGGCUGCCCGCCGCCGGGUCACGGGUGGGCCGGGCCGGGCGACGGGGGGAUCGCGGAAAACGAGGAAUUGCUGCUGCUCCCUUUCUCUGCCUCAGCUGCGCUCCGGAGAGGGCUCACACAGCGGGGUAGCAAUGUUCUAAACAUGUCAUCAGGCACCCAGAUAAAAGCAAAGGCUGCAGCACAGAAAACCAAGACCUCCUCUCCUUUGCCAUCUUCUCCAGAACCUGCGGUUAAGCCACAGCCAAAGCCCAGUGACAAGCUGAAUCCCAAAACUAUUGAUCCAUUUGCUGCUCCUUCUAGAACGCCUUCUGCAUUUGCUGCUACGUAUGCUAAAGGUGGCAUUCCAUGCAGGUUAAUGCAUGGAUCAGUAAAGCACAGACUGCACUGGGAGUGCCCUCUUGAAACAGUUUCUUUUGAUCCUCUUCUUGUAACUCUAGCAGAGGGUCUGAGAGAGACAAAGCAUCCCUAUACAUUUGUUUCAAAGGAGGGUUUUAAAGAAUUACUUCUGACUGAAGGUGCUACUGAAAAAGCCAUUCCCUUGUUGCCUCGUCUAGUUCCUGUUUUAAAGGCUGCAUUGGCCCAUUCAGAUGAUGAAGUAUUUGAAAGGGGAUUAGAUGCUUUAGUUCAACUGAGUGCUGUUGUUGGCCCAUCUCUUAACGACCAUCUUAAGCAUCUGCUUACAAAUCUUUCAAGGAGAUUAAUGGACAAGAAAUUUAGAGAAAAAAUCACUGUUGCUUUACAGAAGUUGGAGCAAUAUGGUGGAAAGGCAACGGUGACUAUCAUCAAAUCUAAAAUUCCAACCUAUUGUUCUGUAUUCCCCUGAACAAAAAAUCCAUAGUGAUUUGUGAGUUCAAGUCUGAAGAUAAACUGCCUGUGAACAUCACUUUGUGGCACACGUGGAUGCUGUUCUGGUUCACCAGGACUUAGUGGAUUAGACACAGAAUUGUAAGAGCCCACCUAGACAUUCUGAGAGUCAGCUUUUGAAGCAAUGUCACAAUGACGAUCGGCCUAUCUCUGAAAGCAUUUCACCUAUUGGGAGGUAUUGGCAUGAAACUCUGGACAAUAUAUCUUAAAAAUUACAUGUAUUGGAAGGGGCAUAAGUAUAUUUUAGGUACAUAUAUUUUUAUCUAGGUUCAUAUUUAGGUUUCUCGAAUCUUAAUGAAAAAAUUAUGCUAAAAAAUUUAAUGCAGUUAUCACAUGUAUAUAAUAUUGUAUAGUUGAAGCUUCAUUUUUUCAUCCUGAAUCUUAAAGAUACUACAAAAAUGCUGACACAGAUGUUAGCUCGUCUAGUAGUCAUUAGUAGAUGUUACUGCCUAGUGAUAUUCAUUCUGUGCACUGAAAAGGGAUGAAAAUUUUAAAACAACUUUUUUUUUUUUUACUUUAUUAAAGGCAACAAGACACUCAUGGAAACAGUGUUAGGAGCUAGUUAAGUUUUCUUCAUUAAAAAAUUCAAAUUCAGAAGAUUCUUAAUUUAGAAGUACAGUAGGUAGAAUAUCUUGAUGUUUUUGUCAUGAUCAAUUAAAUGCAGAUUUACUAGAUAAGCAUGCUUGAUAGAAGCUUACCAGUAUUUGUUAGGGAACAGAACUACUGAAGCAGUCAUAAUUUCAAUGUGUUUAUUGUUUAACACUUCUUCCUCUCACGUUAC